Molecule: messenger RNA, 7915 nt
Organism: Coregonus sp. 'balchen'
Lineage: Eukaryota; Metazoa; Chordata; Actinopteri; Salmoniformes; Salmonidae
Source: the annotation of a GenBank genome assembly
AUAUAGACACCAGCAGCCAGAGGACAUGGAGCCAAAACAGAUCAAAGAAGGAUACAUGGUCAAAAAGGUAAGGGUGAUAGAGGAAAAAUUGUUCCUGUCAAAAAAACGUGAUUACUAUAGGUAUUUGUGUUUAAUUAGGGCCAUAAUUUUAUACUGUAGAUGUGCUGUGGACAGCUUAGUUAUUAGACAAUAGAUUAUCUCACAUUUGAGAACGUUAGGGACAAGAUCCAUCGAUGGAGACGCUGACAAGAGCUGGUAACAUCAAGUCAGCUGGCACUAUGUUUGACUUUUUACAUUUUAAGUUGUCAGUCAAGUGCUCUAAAUAUUUACUGUAGUGUUUUUGCAGACUGUAGUAUACUGUAGUAUUUACUGUAGUGUUUUUGGGGACAUUACUGUAGUAUUUACUAAAGUGUUUUUGUUUUAUUAUCUUUUACAUAGAAGUCGGGGGCUUUCUCCUUGAGGAAACCUACUGGAGAAAUACUAAAAGAGCAAUUAUGUCAUAACGUGUAGGUAGGGCGAACUGGGUUCUGAACGGAGAGUUCAGCACUUCUGCUCUUGUCUAUAACCAUAGGGAACACAAUAUGGUAUAUACAUGGCAUGCUGGUUUCUCACAUACGGGUGGCACAAAUCCGGAUAUGGGUGAGGGGAAUGGUCAGAAUAUAUGAAAAUUAAAUACUGUAGUAUUUACCAUAGUUAAAAAAUGUAAUGUUUUUGUGGAAUGUAGUGUUUUUGCGGACAUUUUUGUAGUAUUACUACAGUGUUUUUUUGUGGAUAAUACUGUAGUAUUUACUAUAGUAUUCUACAGUAUACUACAAAAUUCUAUAUUAAGUACUACACAUGAUUGAGGAAUACUACAGUGUGUAGUAUAGUUUUCUACAGUACACUACAGUUUACUACAUAAUUCUAUAGUAAGUACUGUAGUAUUUAUGUAAAGUAGCUCAGUUUAGAGAGAAAUUAGCAGCAAACUGUUUCCCCCACAAACCACAUUAUCUGAAAAUAGUCUUCACACUUUGUAUUUCUCAUGGCCUGACAAAUGACUAACUCAGAGGAUGGGUCCCAUCACAACGGACUGACUCUUAGUCUGGCGUUAGAUGAAGAUAGAUAACCCAUGACCUCACUGGAUUAAUCUUAAUCUAUAUAAUUUAAUCUAUUGAAUAGAAGAUGAUUAUAUCAUGUCACAUACUAUACUGUUCUUUGCAUAUAAAAAUUUGCCUGUGCUAUUCUUAUGCAUUCCAAUCAUUAUCAGUUGUUCAGUAUCAUUGGAUCAUAUUAGUAGAGCUAUAGGUAGUGCCUGUGAUAGCUUUGCAUCAUUACUCUCUAUGGUGAACCGUUAUCAACAAAGUUAAAUGAAGAUGAAACAAGAACAUUUCACAAAACUGAGUAUUGGAUUGAUGAUUUCCAAUGUGAAUGUUUUCUUUUUGUAUUUCCUUUUUUUUUGCUCUUGAAUAUAUUCCCUAUUUGUAAGGAUUGAUUAAGCAACACAUUAAAAUACUUAAUACAUUAUUAAUGUUAGCUAUAUACAUUUCAUGCCCAGCAUCCAGGCAAGCCAAUAUGGAGGAAAGUCAAUUUGGUAACACUUCACAUGAUGUUUCUCUUAUACCUAUCUAAUAACAAUGUAAUCUACUUUAAAAUGGUUCUAAUUGCAUUGUAUUUGUAUUGUAGUAACAGAGUUGAGCGGUUGUGGAAUAUCUGUGGUAUAGGGACAGAUUAACUUGUGUAAUAACAAAAACAGCUCAACUCAAUGACUACGCAAUUACAAUGUGAUUACAAAUUCCAUCAACAUGUACAUUUCCUCCUUUAUUCUUCAGGGCACAGUGCUGAACACAUGGAAGGUGGUGUGGGUGGUGUUGUCUGAAGAUGGGGUGGAGUUCUUCAAGAGAAAGACAGACAGCGCUCCCAAAGGAAUGAUCCCACUGAAGGGAGCUGUUCUGACCAGCCCCUGUCAGGACUUCAGCAAGAGGACGGUACAGUCACAUCACCUUUCACUGCUAAAUAGGAGUGCAAGUGUCUAUCAAUACUGUAGUGACCCCCCCCCCCCCCCCCCCCAACGUAAAGCAUCAUUGCCAUUCUCUUGCAGUUGGUUUUUAAGCUGAGAACGGCCAAGAACCAGGACCAUUACUUCCAGGCCACCCACCUGGAGGAGAGAGACUACUGGGUGAAAGACAUCAAGAGGGCCAUCACCUGUUUGCAGGGGGACAGAAAGUUCACCAGGAAGUCCACAAGGAGGUCCAUUCGCCUCCCUGAUACAGUCAACCUCAAGUAGGACCUAUGACCUGACAUACAAGCCACCUAUAAUCAUUUUUUUUUUUAUAUAAUCCACAACUACUCUUACAGGAGCUAUCUAUAGGUCUUCGGAACUAUAAUCAUACAGUGAGGGAAUUCAUUAUUUGAUCCCCUUCUGAUUUUGUAUGUUUGCCCGCUGACAAAGAAAUUAUCAGUCUAUAAUUUUAAUGGUAGGUUUAUUUGAAUAGUGAGAGACAGAAUAACAACAACAAAAAUCCAGAAAAACGCAUGUCAAAAAUGUUAUAAAUUGAUUUGCAUUUUUAUGAGGGAAAUAAGUAUUUGACCCCUCUGCAAAACCUGACUUAGUACUUGGUGGCAAAACCCUUGUUGGCAAUCACAGAGGUCAGACGUUUCUUGUAGUUGGCCACCAGGUUUGCACACAUCUCAGGAGGGAUUUGUUCCACUCCUCUUUUCAGAUCUUCUCCAAGUCAUUAAGGUUUCGAGGCUGACGUUUGGCAACUCGAACCUUCAGCUCCCUCCACAGAUUUUCUAUGGGAUUAAGGUCUGCCGAGUGGCGCAGUGGUCUAAGGCACUGCAUCGCAGUGCUAGCUGUGCCACUAGAGAUCCUGGUUCGAAUCCAGGCUCUGUCAUAGCUGGCCGUGACUGGGAGACCCCAUGGGGCGGCGUACAAUUGGCCCAGCGUCGUCCAGGGUAGGGGAGGGAAUGGCCGGCAGGGAUGUAGCUCAGUUGAUAGAGCAUGGCGUUUGCAACGCCAGGGUUGUGGGUUCGAUUCCCACAGGGGGUAUGAACAAAUAAAUAACGUAUGCACUAACUAACUGUAAGUCGCUCUGGAUAAAAGCGUCUGCUAAAUGACUAAAAUGUAAAUGUAAAAUGUCUGGAGACUGGCUAGGCCACUCCAGGAUAUUAAUGUGCUUCUUCUUGAGCCACUCCUUUGUUGCCUUGGCCGUGUGUUUUGGGUCAUUGUCAUGCUGGAAUACCCAUCCACAACCCAUUUUCAAUGCCCUGGCUGAGGGAAGGAGGUUCUCACCCAAGAUUUGACGGUACAUGGCCCCGUCCAUCAUCCCUUUGAUGUAGUGAAGUUGUCCUGUCCCCUUAGCAGAAAAACACCCCCAAAGCAUAAUGUUUCCACCUCCAUGUUUGACGGUGGGGAUGGUGUUCUUGGGGUCAUAGGCAGCAUUCCUCCUCCUCCAAACACGGCGAGUUGAGUUGAUGCCAAAGAGCUCCAUUUUGGUCUCAUCUGACCACAACACUUUCACUCAGUCCUCCUCUGAAUCAUUCAGAUGUUCAUUGGCAAACUUCAGACGGGCCUGUAUAUUUGCUUUCUUGAGCAGGGGGACCUUGCGGGCGCUGCAGGAUUUCAGUCCUUCACGGCGUAGUGUGUUACCAAUUGUUUUCUUGGUGACUAUGGUCCCAGCUGCCUUGAGAUCAAUGACAAUAUCCUCCCGUGUAGUUCUGGGCUGAUUCCUCACCGUUCUCAUGAUCAUUGCAACUCCAUGAGGUGAGAUCUUGCAUGGAGCCCCAGGCAGAGGGAGAUUGACAGUUAUUUUGUGUUUCUUCCAUUUGCGUAUAAUCGCAACAACUGUUGUCACCUUCUCACCAAGCUGCUUGGCGAUGGUCUUGUAGCCCAUUCCAGCCUUGUGUAGGUCUACAAUCUUGUCCCUGACAUCCUUGGAGAGCUCUUUGGUCUUGGCCAUGGUGGAGAGUUUGGAAUCUGAUUGAUUGAUUGCUUCUGUGGACAGGUGUCUUUUAUACAAGUAACAAGCUGAGAUUAGGAGCACUCCCUUUAAGAGUGUGCUCCUAAUCUCAGCUCGUUACCUGUAUAAAAGACACCUGGGAGCCAGAAAUCUUUCUGAUUGAGAGGGGGUCAAAUACUUAUUUCCCUUGUUAAAAUGCAAAUAAAUUUAUAACAUUUUUGACAUGCAUUUCUCUGGAUUUUUUUGUUGUUAUUUUGGUUUCUCACUGUUCAAAUAAACCUACCAUUAAAAUUAUAGACUGAUCAUUUCUUUGUCAGUGGGCAAACGUACAAAAUCAGCAGGGGAUCAAAUACUUUUUCCCCACACUGUAUACACUAAGAGUCAAAAGUUUGGACACAACUUCUCAUUCUGACCCGUACUGUAAGUCAUUUGAUAACUUUCAAAGUCUUGUCUACUUUGUUGUCUGCCAUUUCUCAGUGAGCUUUACAUUCUAAUGAGAGACCAGGAGGAUGGUGUCAAAGAGCUGAAGCUGGAGAAGCAGAAGAGAGUCUACAAUCACUGCUUCACAGGUACAGUAGCACAUAAAUGUAUUAGGAUUUAGGUGACAGUGGAUUUUAUUUAACUUGUAUUUAUCCAGGUCAUACUCAAGAGAGUAGUUUUGAGUCAUUGAGUCUCAUUGAGUCUCAUUGAGAUAGAUCAUACCACUUUUGAUUAUCUUCUUUAUUCCUGUCUCUGCAGGUGGUACGGUGGUGGACUGGCUGAUCUCUAAGGACAAGGCCAGGAACAGGCCUGAGGCUUUGAUGUUGGCUACAGGACUCCUGAAUGAAGGUUUCUUGCAGCCCGCAGGGGACGUGUCCAAAGAGGCGGUCGAGGGAGGGGCAGAGUCUGCCGUCCUCGAUGACCCGGAUGCACUCUACUACUUUGUGAGUGGAUGGGUUGAUUGUUGUUGUUGGUAAUGUAGCUGCUAGUCUCAAUAUAUUCUUCCAUAUAUGCUAGAAGAUAUGGAGAUAUGGUGGUCCUUUGCUAGAAGACCACACAGACUGGGAAAUGUUUGAACACUUCUGUUGUUAGAAACAUACAUACAAGCUAUAAUGUAUUAUAAGUGAGUAUGAUAUGAUGAGAUGACAUAAUCCUGUAUCCAAAUGUUUCUUUACCUUGUAUGGUGUGUUGCAGGCAGACAGUGGGUUCUUCUGUGAAGGCUACUCCAGUGAUGAAGAUGUGAUUGUGAAGGAGGAGUUCAGGGGUAACAUCAUAAAACAGGGCUGCUUACUCAAACAGGUUAGACUGGAAACACUGUGUAAACACUCAUUGAGUGGAUAUCUAUGGAAUAACUAUUGUGAUUAUUACCUGAUCUGAUAUGUUGGGAUGUUCUGAAUUAUGCUUUAUUCCAUACUUAAAGGGGCAAUCUGCAGGCAGAAGUUGUGUAAAGUGAUAGAUAGUCUAUAAAAAGGAUGUUUGCGAUGAAGGAGGAAGUGAAAGUUCCUCACACAAAGCACCGUAUCUGUGGUCGGUGCUGUUUUCACAACUGGUAGUAAUCAGAAACAGAAGUGUCCAUGAGGCUUUGUUUUCAUGCUCUCUUUUUUUUCACCCCAGGGUCAUCGGAGGAAAAACUGGAGCGUGCGGAAGUUCAUCCUCCGGGACGAUCCUGCUUAUAUUCACUAUUACGACCCCACCAAGGUAAGGGAUUAGAGCAGAUUGGAACCUGACACAAAAUUAUUUUCAAUUUCAAUAUAAUUUUUCAAGAACAUAACAUGAAAAAUGUGUCUUUCUCAAUCUUUCCCUCGCUCUUGGCUAAUGUCUUUCAUUCAACUCCUUCCUGUCUUUGUCUCUCUAGCUAAUCUGUUAUUUUUUCUCUCUCUCCCUUUGCCAUCAAUCCCUCUUUCUCUCCCUUCUCCACCCUCUCUCUUCUUCCCCACCCUCUCUCUCUCUGUAGGGUGAUGAGUACCCUCUGGGCUCUAUCCACCUGCGAGGGUCUGUGAUCACAGCGGUGGAGUUUGUUCCUGAUGGUCAGUUAAUUACUGGGGGGGGACAUACACCGAUCCAAGUCCCACACUGACUCACUGAGUAUGUUUACGUGCACAGUAAUAAUUCGAUAUUACACUGAUUAUGGCAGUAGGCAGAUCAUGCAAUAGUCAUGUAAACACUUUACUUUGCUUAUCUUAAUCGGCGUAAGGUCAAAAUUGAAGUAAGCAUAUGCCGAUUAAAACACCUGUUUUUUUUAUAUCUCAAACUAUUAGUACAUGUAAACACUUUAAAUCGGUGUUCCAGUGGUGUAUUUGAUCUUCCAAGCGAGCCUUCCUCUUUAGCAUGAGUGAAGUGAGUUCGGAACAACUGAAUGUAUGCAUCUUAGAAGUAGUUUUCACAUACAAACUUUAUAUGUCCGAACACAAUCUCCCACAAUAAUCGCAUUAUUGUAUGCAUGUAACUGUACUCACUGUGACUUUGUGCUCGAUUCAAUCAGAUCUGCUUUAGCCAAUGUCUGCAUUGUGGUUGUUUUGGCAGUGUCAGAGGUGGAGCUGAGUUAGAGCUGUCAAAUCCACAAGUGGCUCCAGGCAUUAUACCUAAAGCUGACAUUGCCAUUGGCUGCACGGAGUUGCAUUAACAGAAAUCCCAUGCAGCCUUGUUUACAAGUUCGAAAACACUGGAAUGUGACAUAUAAUCUACACCUUGAUUAGGAUUGUAGAAAUCCUCAUUAUUUUGUUUAAUGAUUUUUCAAUUUGAGCGUAAUUAGUUCUGUAUGGCCUACACGUUCUCAUUCUGAACUUCGUGAAUGGGGUGGGUGUGGCUUCGUGACCAUUAUCACAAGAGCAGCUGCUCACUGAUUUGACUGCUCCAACCCAGUUCCACCUCUGACACCGCCAAAACAUCCACUAUGCGGGUGUCUGCUAUCCCGGUCUGAUUGAAUCUAGGCCUCGGACUAUGAAGUGUACUGUUUACUAUUAGCAAUUCCCGUUUAACUUGUUUGACAAACAUUUUUUCUUCUUCAUUGUUUCUUGGCUCAGCCAAGAGGUAUGAUGUUGAUGGGAAUCUUUUUGAGAUCAUCACUUCAGAUGAGACGCACUAUUUCUUCCAAGCGACUACAGCCGAGGAGAGGAAGGAGUGGAUCAAAGCCAUCCACACCGUGUCAAAAACCGGAAAAUAAUCACAACAGGCCACAUAGCUAAUUUGAACAAUUUACAUUGAGGGAUAUGGAUUAUGGUUGGCAUGUACAAAGCCUUGUUGCAGAGCCAGAAGGAAUCCACAUUUAAAUAAUUUAGCCCUAGAAUUUGAAGGAUGAAUGACUUAUCCAAAAUUCAGCUUUUACGAGUUUUAUGUUUCUUAUUGUAUUUAUGUUGAAUGAUUACAAAUUUCCUGUACAUAUAGAUCAAAUGCCCCCUCACAUGCUUUUCAAAAUUCACCAUGAUGUGGGUGUACUCUCACCUUUAGAUGUAUUUAUCACAUGAUAUGAGAUACAGGCAGGCUGUGAAGAAGGGUGCAAUGUUCUCUGUGUAGAAAGGCAUGAAGUUCUGUUAUGGUUUCUGGUGUGGCCGUCUGCUUUUCCAUCCAGCUGCCUGUAAAAGAAUAGAAUAAUCUAUUUAGAGGUAGGGAGAAGGAGGAGUUAGAAGAAUCUCACUAUUCCAGCCAGUUCCUAUGACUGAACAAACACUUAUCAUAUCCUGCCUCUGAGGACAAUUGUCAUUCUGUGGUUUUCAUGAUGUUCUUAUCCCAUAUCACUUGAUAUGCACAUGGUCUAUGUACUGGCUGUAUAUCGCUGUGUUCUAACUCCAGUAUCAAUUCAAUAUCUACUCUUUGUCUCCACUUUCUGGUUUCUGUCAAAAAGUAAAUGUCCAAAAAAGUUAUGGUUUUCAAACAACCAAGAAUUGUGACCCUAUUAUUUGACAUGUACCUUUGAUCUUUGACUCUCCUCGUGUUUAUCUACUCCGACCGGGCGUUAUGACAUCCUGAAAGAUGUAAUGCCUCCAAAUUCAAUAAAAGGC